Molecule: messenger RNA, 2693 nt
Organism: Sorghum bicolor (sorghum)
Lineage: Eukaryota; Viridiplantae; Streptophyta; Magnoliopsida; Poales; Poaceae
Product: anthocyanidin 5,3-O-glucosyltransferase
Exons: 1
Coding region: 951-2582 (543 amino acids)
Molecular function (GO): UDP-glycosyltransferase activity
Source: RefSeq, a predicted model, not a curated record
CAACUCUCUAAUUUUGAUAUUUGAAUCUUUGAACUUGUAGGCGGUGUCAUUCAGAUUUUCAACUCUUAUUUUUUUAUAUAUAUAUAUUUGGGUCUAUCUUUUUCCUCUUCCUAUCCCUUAAUAAAUUCAAUUCCUAAAUCGGUAAGUCAAACUAUCUAAGUUUGAUUAACUUUAUACAAAAGAGUAAUAACAUCUACAAUUAAAAAAUAUGCAUAUUAUGAAAAUAUAUUCUAUGGUAUAUUUAAUAAUACUAAUUGAAUGUUAUAAAUCUUGAUGGAUUUUUCUAGAAAUUUGGUCAAAGUUUAAAAAAAAUAACUUAAGAUAACACUAUGAAUCUAUUUAUUUAGGGACAGGGAGAGUAAGUAUUUGAGUCCCUAAAUGUCUAUUGUGGUGUCAUUUGGAUCCAUUGACUUGUCUGACACAUUGGUACAAAUUGACCUACUACCGCACUAUUUAAGUGUCGCAAUGGUAUUUAUAACAGUUAAACUUUCUUAAAUUUGACAAGGUUUAGAGAAAAUAUUAGCAACAUUUGUAUCUUUGAAUAAGUUUAUUAUAAAAAUAAUUUCAACAACCUGUCUAAUGAUACCAAUUAGUACCAUAAAUAUUAUUAAUAUUUUCUUGUACUAUAUUUUGGUCAACAUGCCAAGACAAAACCUAUUUGGACCAAUGUUGGCAUUUAGCCAUUUAGGGCAAGUCCAGUGAUACCACCACACAAUACAGGUCUAGGAAUUCAAAUAUCAAAAGUCAAGAGUUGGUAACUCAAAUGAUACCGUCAUACUACAAGAUUGGAGGUUCAAAUAUCAAAGAUCAAAAAGUUAGACGACUGAUUACCGUUGUAGUACAAAUUUAGGGAAUAAGCCUGUUCGCUGUUCUGAAAAGUUAUAACUGAAAUUACUAUUGACUAAUUAAUUGUAAGAGAAAAACACUGCUGGCUAGCGGAAUGAGAUGGGAUGGGAAGUCCUUGCACACAUCGAAGAUCGAACCAGCCACGGUCGCUGAUGUACGUUCCUUGUUUCAUGGACGCUCCCCCGUUUUGUCAUUUUCACACGCGUUGCACAAGAGCCAUUAUUAUAGCUGGACUUGUUCCUGCACGCCUCCAUACGCGACUGCAGCAGGCCAGACACCCCGCCGGCCAGCCCGAGUUUAGCGUGAUGAGAGACACGGUGGUUCUGUACCCAAGCCUCGGCGUCAGCCAUCUCCUGCCGAUGGUGGAGCUGAGCGGGCUCUUCCUGCGGCGCGGCCUCGCCGUAACCUUCGUCGUCGUCGAGCCGCCAGCCGCGUCGACGGACGCCUCGUACAGGGUCGCGCGCGCUGCUGAGGCCAACCCGUCCAUCCACUUCCACGUGCUGCCGCUGCCGCCGCCCGACACCACCGUUUCCCCGGAGCUGCCGCGUGAUCCUUUCGCUCUCUUCCGCCUCGCCAACGCGCCGCUCCGCGACUACCUCCGCUCGGUGUCCCCCUCCGCCGCCUCCAUGCGCGCGCUCGUAUUCGACUUCUUCUGCAUCGACGCGCUCGACGUCGCCGCGGAACUCGGCGUGCCGGCGUACCUCUUCUACACGUCGGGCGCCUGCAGCCUCGCCGUCAGCCUGCACUUGCCGCACAAGCAGGCUGAGGUGAGCGCCAGCUUCGGGGACAUCGGCGACGCGCCGCUCUGCUUUCCGGGCGUUCCCCCGUUCAUACCCACGGACCUCCCCGAGAACGCCCUCGACCGCGACAACAAGGUGUACAGGAAGAUCCUGUACACGUUCGAGCGGGUCCCGGCGUGCCACGGCAUCCUCGUCAACACGUUCGAGUGGCUGGAGGCCAAGGCGGUGGCCGCGAUCAGGGAAGGCGCGUGCGUCCCGGGUCGUGCCACGCCGCCGGUCUACUGCGUCGGGCCACUUGUCUCGGGCGGCGGAGAAGCCAAGAAGCACGAGUGCCUCUCGUGGCUGGACGCGCAGCCGGAGAAGAGCGUCGUGUUCUUCUGCUUCGGGAGCAUGGGCUCGUUCUCCAAGAGGCAGCUCGAGGCGAUCGCCACUGGGCUCGAGAUGUCCGGGCAGAGGUUCCUCUGGGUGGUACGGAGCCCGCGGCGCGAUGGCGCGAGCUUGUAUGCCGACGAUGGUCAUCAGCCACCUGAACCUGACCUCGGCGAGCUCCUGCCGGAGGGGUUCUUGGAGAGGACCAAAGCCCGGGGGCUGGUGGCCAAGUCAUGGGCGCCGCAGGCGGACGUGCUCCGGCACAGGGCGACGGGCGCGUUCGUCACCCACUGCGGGUGGAACUCGGUGCUGGAGGGGAUAACGGCAGGCGUGCCGCUGCUGUGCUGGCCGCUGUACGCGGAGCAGAGGCUGAACAAGGUGUUCAUGGUGGAGGAGGCGAGGGUUGGGGUGGAGAUGGCAGGGUAUGACAGGGAGGUGGUCACCGCAGAGGAGGUGGAGGCGAAGGUCAGGUGGGUGAUGGACUCAGAGGACGGACGUGCACUCCGUGCGCGAGUAAUGGUGGCGAAGGAAAAGGCCGUGGAGGCUGUGCAGCAAGGUGGUACAUCGCACAACGCUUUGGUCGAGCUCUUGGCGGAUUUGGGUUUUGAUGAAUGUGGAACACACUAGCGAGUGAAGUUGUCAGGCUCCAGGCAUCGUUGGAAAAGGAUAAAUUAUGCACGAGAAGAUGUAAUAUCACAAUUGCAAGGUCAAUGAAUGCCUGAUGCACGUGUUGUCCUA